AAGAAUAAAAUAAACUAGGGCCAAUCAUGGACGGUCUUGCUCAGCUGUUAUUCAAUGGGCUGUGAGCUUGUAAGACUGCUGCUCGAAUCAACAAGAUUUUUCCAAAAUGGUGCUCGAAAGUACUAUGGUUUGUGUGGACAACAGCGAAUAUAUGCGAAAUGGAGACUUUCUACCCACAAGGCUGCAAGCGCAGCAAGAUGCCGUCAACAUCGUGUGUCACUCCAAAACACGUAGCAACCCUGAGAACAACGUGGGCCUCAUCACCAUGGCCAAUAACUGUGAGGUGCUGACCACGUUGACGCCAGAUUCUGGACGCAUCUUAUCCAAACUUCAUGCUGUGCAGCCCAGAGGCAACAUCAGCUUCUGCACGGGCAUUAGAGUGGCUCAUCUGGCUUUAAAGCAUCGCCAAGGUAAAAACCACAAGAUGCGGAUCAUCGCCUUUGUGGGGAGUCCCGUGGAGGAUAACGAAAAGGAACUUGUCAAAAUGGCUAAGCGCUUGAAAAAGGAGAAGGUGAAUGUGGAUAUUAUCAAUUUUGGAGAGGAGGAGUUAAACACAGAGAAGCUGACGGCCUUCAUCAACACACUGAACGGCAAGGAGGGGGCAGGAUCUCACCUCGUCACAGUCCCCCCAGGGCCCAGUCUGGCAGACGCUCUGCUCUCCUCACCCAUCUUAGCGGGCGAGGGUGGCUCCAUGAUGGGCCUUGGCGCCAGCGACUUUGAGUUUGGUGUCGACCCCAGCGCCGAUCCGGAACUUGCCCUGGCCUUGCGCGUGUCCAUGGAGGAGCAGCGUCAGAGGCAAGAGGAGGAAGCCCGCAGAGCCACGGCUGCGUCAGUGACCGAGGGCAGCGUGCCUAUGCCCGCAGUGGAUGAAUCAGAGGAGGCUUUGCUGAAGAUGUCCGUGUCUCAGCCCGAGACGGGCGCCGCCGUGAUACCUGACUUCAGCAGCAUGACGGAGGAAGAGCAGAUUGCCUAUGCCAUGCAGAUGUCUCUUGCCGGAGGAGAAUAUAGUGAGAUGGACACAGGUGUUCCAAUGGAGGCUACAGACUCUGUCAAAGAGGAAGACGACUACGACGUAAUGCAAGACCCAGAGUUCCUGCAGAGCGUGCUGGAGAACCUGCCCGGCGUGGACCCCAACAACGAAGCCAUCCGCAACGCCAUGGGCUCCCUGGCCUCACAGACGGGCAACAAGCCUGAUGCCAAAAAAGAUGACGAGAAGAAGAAAUGAGAGACAACCAACAUUUAGACAUAAAAAGAUCUUGAAACGUUCAUGUUUAUCUACCACCCUUUUUGUGACUCCUUAAAGCACCUCAAUAAACAGCCAUUCAUCCUU
This is a messenger RNA of Syngnathus typhle (broad-nosed pipefish), 1330 nucleotides long. It is a transcript of the gene psmd4a, whose product is annotated as proteasome 26S subunit ubiquitin receptor, non-ATPase 4a. Gene Ontology annotation, molecular function: polyubiquitin modification-dependent protein binding. Bases 107 to 1225 code for a protein of 372 amino acids. The record is from RefSeq and is a predicted model, not a curated record. Gene Ontology annotation, biological process: proteasome-mediated ubiquitin-dependent protein catabolic process. Gene Ontology annotation, cellular component: nucleus; proteasome regulatory particle, base subcomplex; cytosol. The transcript has 10 exons. NCBI's taxonomy places the organism in Eukaryota, Metazoa, Chordata, Actinopteri, Syngnathiformes, Syngnathidae.